Molecule: messenger RNA, 651 nt
Organism: Rodentolepis nana
Lineage: Eukaryota; Metazoa; Platyhelminthes; Cestoda; Cyclophyllidea; Hymenolepididae
Source: the annotation of a GenBank genome assembly
AUGAAGAUGGACAGGAAAAUAUAUAUUGGAAAUCUUCCUCCAGAUGUUCGAUCCAAGGAUUUGGAUUCGGUUUUUUCAAAGUACGGGCGUAUUUCGGAUAUUGACCUGAAGAGGCGUCGUGGACCUCCCUUUGCUUUUAUCGAAUUCGAAGACGAAAGGGAUGCAGAAGAUGCUGUACGUGACUGCGAUGGUUAUAAACUAAACGGCUAUGCUCUUCGCGUGGAAUUUCCCCGCGCAUCAAAUAAUGGCUUCCGCAGAGGUGGGGCAGCUCCUGGCUUUAGUCGAGGCAGUGGUCCGUCACGUCGAUCUGAUUAUCGCGUCCUCGUAACUAAUCUUCCACCAUCUGGAAGUUGGCAAGAUUUGAAAGACCAUAUGCGUGAAGCCGGUGAUGUUGGUUUUGCUGAUGUUUUCAAGGAUGGCUCUGGUGUUGUCGAAUUCCUUCGAUAUGAAGAUAUGAAGUAUGCCCUAAAGAAGCUGGAUGAUUCAAAGUUCCGUUCUCACGAAGGAGAAACAUCUUAUAUCCGUGUCCGUGAGGAACGUCAAUACUCUCGCUCGAAGUCGAGGUCGAGGUCAUAUUCAUCACCAAGAGACAGAGACCGACGUUAUUCUAACAGUCGUUCUCGUUCUAGGUCUUCAAGUGGACGCCGCUAG